AUGGAGACAAGCUUUUUCAUGCACCUGAAUGGUGACAACAACUGCUUGGAUCUAAUUGAAAACUAUGAAAAGAAAACAAAAAAAACAGAAAAAAUAGCAGAAAAAAUGACAGAAAAAACGACAGAAAAAACGGCAAAAAAAAUGACAGAAAAAAUGACAGAAAAAACGGCAAAAAAAAUGACAGAAAAAAAAACAGAAAAUUCCACUAAUUUAGUCCUUUCAGAAGACCCCAAACAGAUGAAAAUUUCAUUAAAGAACAGUGAAAAAACACCAACUGAGAAGAAUCAACAAAACACACAAAAAUUAAAAAUAGUGAAAAAAAAUUUCUUCAUUUCAGAAAAUGAAAAACUACACUUGCUUCAAUCAUUGGGAAGGAGUUGUUUUUCCAAAGAUGUAGCUUUGGACAGUGUAAAAAAAAACAAAAAUGUGUUUCGAUACCACUCUUUUUGUAUAAAUGGUGGAAUCGGAGUCAUACCACAAAGUGCAAAUAUCUUUUCCUCUCACAGUGGAAAUAUUCCCUCUUUACACUCUCGAAAUGACGAUUGUGUAGGAAAUAUAGACAGCGAGGUUAUUCGAAGGAAUGAUAAAAUCAAAAUGAUGAGAGAAAUGAAUAGAACUAGCAAAGAGUGGUCAAUGCCAAAGCAAAGGAAUACAAAGCUAGUAAAGGAUCAUAUCAAAGGAGUGCCAGGACUCAAGUGGGAAAAUGGAAAAAGACAAAGCAUAAAAUUAGAAAAGCCUUCUCUAACGGUGACACAAAGUCAUGCGGUAGAAAAAAAAUUAGAGGAAGAAACUGAAAGGGGAGUGGACUCAUCUCCUCCCAUGAGUCCAAAUGAUAUAAGAAGACAAUGUCGUGGAUACAGCAAAUUUUACGAAAAAAAUAAUGGCACUCAAUUUACACUCAGCAAAUGUGACAAGUUAAAAAAAUGCAAGAAAAAUACGCUGCCUUCACAUCAUAAUAGUACAUUCUUAUCAGUAAAGAUGAUAAAUGAGAAAAAGAAGAAAAAAAAAAAAAGUAAUUAUUUCAAUUAUUAUUCUGCUAUAGAUUUAAAUCCGUCCUCUUUAAUUCACAAAAAAAAAAGUGGGAGAAAUUUGGCUUUUCCUGUGGUGGAAACUUCAGCAGAAAACGCUUCAUCUGUAGACACUUAUUUAGGGAAGAAAAUAAUUCACACUGUUGAGGCAGCUAAAAAGGAAAAUAUAAAAAAGACAAUGGACACAAACAGAGAGGGAAAAUCUUUUAGGAAAUCGGAUGCUGAGAAAUCAUCUGUAGUUACUCUAAAAAAGAAUGCUGUUAUGAGUGGAAAUCUCAAGAUUGUAAGUCCAAAGUGCAACUUGAAAGACAAGGGUAGAGAAGCGAGAAAUUCAAAGAUCCUUCGCAAAUCUAGUCACAACAUCUGCACUGGUGGUGGUGGUGGCAGUGGUAAGGAAUCAUUUCUGAAAAAAAUUAAGCACAACUGCAAGAUUCAGAGUAAUAGGAGGAAAACAUUUCUCAUUCUGUCUGACGUAAAAAGACACACGAGUAAAAUCCAUGCUAGGAACGGAAAUUCGCUUGUCAACUCUUUUGGAAAUUCGUCAGGCAAUUUGUCAGGCAAUUCGUCAGGAAAUUCGUCAGGAAAUUCGUCAGGAAAUUCCUCUAACAAUUCGUCAGGAAAUUCCUCUAACAAUUCGUCAGGAAAUUCCUCUGACAAUUCUUCUGAAAAUUCCUCUGACAAUUCUUCUGAAAAUUCUUUCGAAAAUUCUCUCAUAUUGACCGUAUCAUCAUCUUCGUCCAACAUUAUAUCAUCUGUCUCUACGUACAAAAAUAAAAAAGGGAGAAAGCCCUGCAUCGAUCUUAAGAAUGGACGAGAUGUAAACAAAAGAAAUCAAACACAAGGUACAAAUCUACAUUCUUCCACAGAUGGAAAAGGUAAAGCAGAGAAGACAAAUAUGCAUGUUAUUCCGUUGGAUGUGAGCUUAGAAAACAAACAUUUGAUAGAUCCUGAUGAUUUGGUAAGUGGGGUGUGUCAACCGUGUGGAAUGUCCGCCCUUAACGAAGGGAUUCAAACUAGGGAGAGAAUUAUUACCUCUUUUGCAGAAAUGGAAGAAGUGAAAAAAGUGGAAGAAGUGGAAGAAGUGGAAGAAGUGAAAAAAGUGGAAGAAGUGGAAGAAGUGGAAGAAGUGGAAGAAGUGGAAGAAGUGAAAAGAGAAAAGACACGGGAGGGUCCCUCUAAAAUGAAGACGGAAAUGGGGACUGUCCAUCUAAAUGGAGAGAGAGAAUUGCAGCUCCAGAUGCAUAAACUAAGAAGCAAAAAAGUUGCAUCCAUGGUGAAUAAAAAAAAUUCAGACACGAAUUCGAAGGUAAAAAAGGAAAAAGGGAACAUAAACGAAAUUAAUGAAAUGUUUUACAUAAUUAAGUAUAAAAAAAUUAUGAACAGACUAAAGAAAAAAAUUUUGAAAAUAGUAAAGAAAAUUACGGAAAUGAAGAAAGCCAGACUAGUAUCUAAUCUAUGUCCUCGUCGUAACAAAUAUUUUCUCCAGUUUGUUAAAAAGACAAAACGGGUGUUGGAAGAGAGGUUUGAAGAGAGGUUGGAAGGGUCCAAAAUUGAAAAAUUCAUAGUUCUAGAACAGAGGAAUGAUAGGGGAGAAGGUGUAGUGAACGAUGGGCAGGAGAAGCAAGACGAAUCUUGUGCAAAUGGGAACAUUUGCGAAGCAUUUCUCCAAAGCAAAGAAAAUGAAAUGCUACUGAAAAGGUACUUAUCCAAGAAGAGAUUUUUAAUGAAACAUGUAAACAGAUAUAUUCUUCUGCACCAAAGGAAAUAUCAAAACGAUUUUUUAAAGAAACGUACAUUGAAAAAAAGGGAACGCAUAAAUUACAUUCCAAUUUUACAGAAAAGGGAAGAAGGAAAUCACUUGACUGUCGAGAAAGAGUACAGUCAGGUGAAAAAUGAAUUUAUUUCAAAAGGAAAAAAUGAAAAGAAAAGAAGCGGUCAAGUGGAUGUAAUUAACAUGAAAAAAAAAAAGAUCAAUACAAUACCUCCCAAGACGUUCCUCAAAUCUAUGGAGAUACGUCAAAAUAAUCUCACAACUGACAACACUACUCAGGAGGAUGGGUAUCAAGGUGCAAAUACCUCACAGGGGUGUCAUCUAGACACAUCCCCAUCUAUUGUAAACAAUUACAGACACGUAUCAGGAAAUAAAGACAGCUGUUUCUUAAUGGACCAAGCAACAUCACCCUGUUCGGGUGAAAAACAUUGUGUAAAGAUAAACAUAAAAAAAAAAAAAUCAUCUAGCUUUACAAAUAUAGAUAACGUAAAAAUGAUGAAACUAAAUAAUCACACAUCUGAAGAGAGAUUUUAUCAAAAUGGAAAUUACAACUGGGAUCUUGGAAAAGGACAUCUUAAUCACAAUAACAAUCCAAGUCAUAUAAAAACAAAGGAUAGAAAAAUAAUAAAUAGUUCUUCCAUGCAUUUGAGUAUGACACAACCCAUAUUCAUAAACCAUUAUGAUUGUGUGAAAAAAUACAAUGACAAAAUUAAUGCUAUAAAAAUUUGCCGAAAAUUUAUCUGUUCUAUGGAUUAUAAUAUGAAAGCCCCAAAUAAUUAUGGCGUGGUCAAAAUUGAAAAAGAAGAAAAAAGCAAUUUUCAGAAAAACAUGAAAACAAAAAUUUUGAAUAAUUACACAACUAUUCUUGCAUUUAUAAAGAAACAAAUAAAAAGAGCAAAUUGUAUACUUAAGACAGGUUCUUCAAUUCAUACCAACUCACCAAUGAAAAAAGAAAAGAAAAAAAUAAAAAAUACACAAUAUUACUAUAUGCACAAUAUGAAGAAACAAUUGCAAAAACUGAGACACAUGAAAAUCGUGUCAUUCAUCCUUUCGUCCUUUUCUGACAAUCGAAACAUUGCACACACACCUAUCUGCACUAUGAACCCAAAGGGAAGAAGAAGUAUUAACGUGUCUCAUAAGAAUGAAAAAUUCCCAAAUUGGAACUCAAUUCUUCGAACUCCGGAACCGAUGAGAUACAGAUUCUCACCGAAUGUUUUCAGUAGACGCAGACGUGGGAAAGGUGUGAGACAUGCAGCAAGAUGA
Molecule: messenger RNA, 4062 nt
Organism: Plasmodium gonderi
Lineage: Eukaryota; Apicomplexa; Aconoidasida; Haemosporida; Plasmodiidae
Exons: 2
Coding region: 1-4062 (1353 amino acids)
Source: RefSeq, a predicted model, not a curated record